Molecule: messenger RNA, 1191 nt
Organism: Brassicogethes aeneus
Lineage: Eukaryota; Metazoa; Arthropoda; Insecta; Coleoptera; Nitidulidae
Source: the annotation of a GenBank genome assembly
AUGUUUGCAGAUGAUCGCGGAAAGCUCAGUAAAUUUGGAAAAUACUUUGAAAAUUACUAUUGUGCUAAUAAGAUGUCAUGGGCAUACUGCUACAGAUUAUAUUCAGGUAUAAACACCAAUAUGCACCUAGAAAGUAUGCAUAAAGUGUUAAAAUAUAUUUAUCUUGAAGGAAGAAAAGUAAAAAGACUGGAUAAAGCUGUGCAUGCUAUUCUAAAUUUUAUUCGCGAUAGGCUUAUAACUUUAAACAGAGACUCUUCAAUUUCGUGGAAUAUGUGUAAACAUGUUCAUUUAUUGGGGAUGUUUCUCAAAGGACAACUUAGUACAAUUGAAGAAAGAGAAGAUAUUGGUGACAUGGUAAUUGAUUGUGAUCCCAGAACAGUGGAGGAAAAUAUUAUAUUGAAGUCCCUCAAAAAUCCUUUGUCGAAUGAAUCUCAUGACUUAAAUAAUAAUGUGGAUGCAGCAAAAUCUAACACAAUAAGACUAUUUAAUGAAAUUAUGUCUAUGGUUACAACUGUUGAAGAAAGUAAGUUCGUGGAAAAGGCUUUGUUGCCACUGCCCCAUGUUUUAUCUAGCAAAUCUUAUGGCAGCAAUGUUUUUAUAAAUACUGACUUUUGUCAAAGAGAACCUUCAAAUAAACAUAUUGAACCCCAAAGAGGAAAAAAACGAAAAAAUGCUUUAGGAAAUACAAAUCAGUUAAGUGAAGAUUCAGAAAGGAAAACAGAAAACAAGUAUCUCACUUUUAGUGAAAAAUCAGUGGAAGCAGCUAAAACAUGGCAUGAAUUAGAAGAAAAGAAAAAAAAAGAAUACAGAGUCCUAUGUGCGAACAACUCUGCGACUGUUAAAACCACUCUGCAUAAUGGACCUCAACAUUUAUGCAGCAUUUGUGGUCGGAAUUUUAAAGCUGCAUGCCGUCUAAGAUUCCACAGCAAAACAUGUGGAAGUAUGAACUUAGAAUGCCCAACUUGCCAAAAACUCUUCAAAACUCCAGAAGGGAUUCAGAAACACCAACGUUUUGUCCACAACAAAGAACGGCUGAUUUCUUGUCCAAAAUGUAUCAAACAAUUUAUAUGUCCUGCAGAUUUAAAGGCUCAUUUUAAUAUACAUGAAGGUGUACGGUUCAAAUGCGACCAUUGUGAUUCGACAUUCUCAAAUAUUUCAAAUAAAAAAAAACAUAUUAAAAAAUAUCAUUAA